AUGAAUGUUUCGAGAAUGCUACUCACAUCCUCUGUUAUAAGAGGGAAUAAAAAUAUCAUAGCAGCGUCAAGGGUCGCUAUGCUAGGAAGCAGCAUAAUGCUCAGAGCAGUAAGCACACAAAGGGGAACCUUUGGCAAUACUGAAUCAAAACUGAUACAGCAACGUCGCUUUUAUGUAGACGCAAAGAAACCUGAAGAAACGCAAGGUUCUUCCUCCCCACCUCCAAAGACCUCGGCAACGAUAAACAACACUACCAAGACUAAUAAUAAGGCAGCCACACCGCCACCACCAACUCAACAGGUCUCACAUGCAAUUUUAGCCUCGCAAGAACAAGUAGCCAAUAAAGAAUUGACAAAUCCCGAUGCUCAGGCAAAUUUCUACAAGAUUCUUUUACAAUCAAAUUAUCCUCAAUAUGUGGUUUCUAGAUUUGAAACUCCAGGAAUUGCCUCAUCUCCAGAAUGUAUGGAAUUAUAUAUGGAAGCAUUGCAAAGAAUAGGAAGACAUUCCGAAGCAGACGCUGUUAGACAAACGCUGUUAACUGCCAGCUCAGCAGGUGCAGUAAAUCCAUCUUUGGCAUCUUCCUCCAACAUGGGGUCCCAAAAUUAUCAUGGAACUUUCCCAUCUUUGUAUAGUCCAUUCUAUGGGUCUCGAAAGGAACCAUUACAUGUCAUAGUAUCAGAAUCCACUUUUACUAUCAUAUCAAGAUGGGUGAAAUGGUUAGUUGUCUUUGGUUUAAUUACUUAUGGUGUAACGGAAGGUUUCAAAUAUAUCACUGAAAACACAUCACUUUUGAAGAAUUCUGAAGUGGCUGAUAAAUCCGUCGAUGUAGCCAAGACAAAUGUUAAAUUUGAUGAUGUGAAAGGAUGUGAUGAAGCACGUGCUGAAUUAGAAGAAAUUGUUGAUUUCUUAAAGGAUCCAACUAAAUACGAAUCAUUAGGUGGAACUUUGCCAAAGGGUGUCCUUUUAACUGGUCCACCAGGUACGGGUAAAACUUUAUUAGCUAGAGCAACAGCUGGUGAAGCAGGUGUGGAUUUCUUUUUCAUGUCCGGUUCAGAAUUUGAUGAAGUUUACGUCGGUGUAGGUGCAAAGAGAAUUCGUGAAUUAUUUGCUCAAGCUCGUGCUAGAGCUCCAGCUAUCAUAUUUAUCGAUGAAUUAGAUGCCAUUGGUGGUAAGCGUAAUCCAAAGGAUCAAGCUUAUGCCAAACAAACUUUAAAUCAAUUAUUAGUGGAAUUAGAUGGGUUUUCUCAAACUACAGGUAUUAUCAUUAUUGGUGCCACCAAUUUCCCAGAAGCAUUAGACAAGGCGUUAACAAGACCAGGUAGAUUUGAUAAAGUGGUUAAUGUUGAUUUACCAGAUGUUCGUGGUCGUGCAGAUAUCUUGAAAUUGCACAUGAAGAAAGUAACAUUGGCAUCUGAUGUGGAUCCAACUUUAAUUGCUAGAGGUACCCCAGGUUUAUCAGGUGCAGAAUUGUCCAAUUUAGUUAAUCAAGCAGCUGUGUAUGCAUGUCAACAAAACGCCAUUGCUGUAGACAUGUCACAUUUUGAAUGGGCUAAGGAUAAAAUUUUAAUGGGUGCUGAAAGAAAGACUAUGGUGUUGACUGAUUCUGCAAGAAGAGCCACAGCAUAUCACGAAGCAGGUCAUGCUAUUAUGGCAAUGUUUACCACUGGUGCCACUCCAUUAUAUAAGGCUACCAUUUUACCCAGAGGAAGAGCCCUUGGUAUUACAUUCCAAUUACCCGAAAUGGAUAAAGUAGAUGUUACUAGAAAGGAAUGUUUAGCCACUUUGGAUGUUUGUAUGGGUGGUAAGAUCGCUGAAGAGUUAAUAUAUGGUAAGGAUAAUACGACAAGUGGUUGUGGUUCAGAUUUACAAAGUGCCACAAACACUGCAAGAUCAAUGGUCACACAAUAUGGUAUGAGUGACGAAGUGGGACCCAUUAGUUUAGCCGAGAAUUGGGAAAGUUGGUCUAAUAAAAUACGUGAUGUGGCAGAUAAUGAAGUUAUUGGCCUACUAAAGCAAUCAGAAGAUAGAACCAGGAGAAUGCUCGCGAAGAAGAGCAUAGAAUUACAUAGAUUAGCUCAGGGCCUGAUGGAGUAUGAAACGUUGGAUGCCAAAGAGAUUGAUCAAGUUUGUAAAGGUGAACCACUGGAUAAACUGAAAAUGUCAUCCAAUACAGUAAUAGAGGGUCCUGAUAGUGAUGAAAGAAAGGGUAUGGGGGAUAAACCAAAGAUUCCAUCCUUAAUUAGGGCAAAAUGA
Molecule: messenger RNA, 2253 nt
Organism: Naumovozyma castellii
Lineage: Eukaryota; Fungi; Ascomycota; Saccharomycetes; Saccharomycetales; Saccharomycetaceae
Gene: YME1
Product: i-AAA protease YME1
Exons: 1
Coding region: 1-2253 (750 amino acids)
Source: RefSeq, a predicted model, not a curated record